UCCCCAGCCCUGUGCUCUCCUUCCUCCAGACCCCUGAGUGUCAGUGGUGGUGUUGUCCCUUGUCACCUGGAACCCCAUGCAGCCGGAACCCAGGCCUAGCGGGGCUGGGGUCCACACCCGAUUUCUGCCCCUGAGGUCGCAGCACUCUGAGGGUUCAGGGGACACAGUGAUGUACGCCUCCACCGAGUGCAAGGCUGAGGUGACACCCUCCCAGCAUGGCAACCGCACUUUCAGCUACACGCUGGAGGACCACACCAAGCAGGCCUUCGGAAUCAUGAAUGAACUGCCUUUCAGCCAGCAGCUGUGCGAUGUCAUGCUUCAGGUCAAGUACCAGGACGCACUGGCUGCACAGUUCAUGGCCCACAAAAUGGUUCUGGCUUCAUCCAGCCCUAUCUUCAAGGCCAUGUUCACCAACGGGCUGCGGGAGCAGGGCAUGGAGGUGGUGUCCAUCAAGGACAUCCACCCCAAGGUCAUGGAGCGUCUCAUCGAGUUCGCCUAUACAGCCUCUCUCUCCAUGGGUGAGAAGUGCGUGCUCCAUGUCAUGAACGGUGCCGUCAUGUACCAGAUCGACACUGUCGUCCAAGCUUGCAAUGACUUUCUGGUGCAGCAGCUGGACCCCAGCAAUGCCAUAGGCAUCGCCAACUUUGCUGAGCAGAUUGGCUGUGCUGAGCUUCACCAGAGUGCCCGAGAGUACAUCUACAUGCACUUCGGGGAGGUGGCCAAGCAAGAGGAGUUCUUCAGCCUGUCCCACUGCCAGCUGGUGACCCUCAUCAGCCGGGAUGAUCUGAAUGUACGCUGAGAGUCUGAGGUCUUCCAUGCCUAUAUCAAUUGGGUCAAGUACGACUGUGAGCACCAACGCUUCUAUGUACAGGCGCUGCUGCGGGCCGUGCGCUGCCACUCGCUGACGCCCCACUUUCUGCAGAUGCAGCUGCAGAAGUGUGAGAUCUUGCAGUCAGGCUCCCACUGCAAGGACUACCUGGUCAAGAUAUUCCAGGAGCUCGCCCUGCACAAGCCCACACAGGUGAUGCCCUGCCAGGCCCCCAAGGUGGGCCGGCUCAUCUACACUGCUGGUGGCUAUUUCCGCCAGUCACUCAGCUACCUGGAGGCCUACAACCCCACUGAUGGCACAUGGCUCCGGUUGGCAGACCUGCAGGUGCCUCAAAGUGGCCUGGCAGGCUGCGUGGUGGGCGGGCUGCUGUAUGCCGUGGGCGGCCGGAACAACUUGCCUGAUGGCAACACCGACUCCAGCGCCCUGGACUGCUACAACCCCAUGACCAACCAGUGGUCGCCCUGUGCACCCAGGAGUGUCCCACGCAACCGAAUUGGGGUUGGGGUCAUCUACGGGCACAUCUAUGCUGUUGGUGGCUCCCAUGGAUGUAUCCACCACAACAGUGUGGAGAGAUAUGAGCCAGAGCGUGAUGAGUGGCACUUGGUGGCCCCAAUGCUGACUCAAAGAAUCGGGGUGGGCGUGGCUGUUCUCAACCGGAUGCUCUAUGCCAUUGGGGGCUUUGACGGGAUGAACCGCCUCAACUCAGCCGAAUGUUACUAUCCAGAUGAGUGGCGAAUGAUCACACCCAUGAACACCAUACGAAGUGGGGCAGGAGUCUGUGUCCUGCACACCUGUAUUUAUGCUGCUGGGGGCUACGAUGGUCAGGACCAGCUGAACAGUGUGGAGUGCAACAACGUGGAGACAGAAACGUGGACUUUCGUAGCUCCAAUGAAGCACCGGCGAAGUGCCCUGGGGAUUACUGUGCACCAGGGGAGAACCUAUGUUCUCGGGGGCUACGACAGCCACACAUUCCUGGACAGUGUGGAGUGUUAUGACCCAGACACGGACACCUGGAACGAGGUUACCUGCAUGACAUCUGGCUGGAGUGGUGUGGGCGUCGCCGUCACCAUAGAGCCCUGCUGGUAGCAGAUCGACCAGCAGAACUAUGCCUGUUGA
Messenger RNA from Myotis myotis, 1945 nucleotides. RefSeq names its product kelch-like ECH-associated protein 1. Gene Ontology annotation, molecular function: transcription factor binding. The record is from RefSeq and is a predicted model, not a curated record. Lineage: Eukaryota; Metazoa; Chordata; Mammalia; Chiroptera; Vespertilionidae.